AAAGAGAAGAAACUGACCCAAAUUUUUUUCUGGGGUAGAAAUAUGACACCAGCUCACUCUGAGCCUGGGCUCUUUUCUCAAACGACUCCGUCUUUGCUUUGCACAUUAACACCAAAUAUCAAGCGCUUGAAACAAUACAUCUGGCCUUUUAACACGUGGAUUUCGUGCAGCAGCAGUCCCUGAGAAUUCCCCAAAACAGCAAACCGGCUAGUGUUUUAUAUAAAGAAAACGGAACAGACACUUGGAACCCGUUUUUUUUUUGUGGUGUUUUUCCUGUGCAUCUGCUUUCUGUGCAGUACAUAUUGGGAAUAGCGUGUUUUCGUGUUAUCUCAAGUUUGGAGUUAAGAGUUUUCAGACUGAUGUAAGGACUGCGUCAACAUCCGCAAAACUCCUCGUCUUUGUGUGCAUCCUUCCCUCAGGAUCUCAGCAAAGGCUCUUUUUUCUGUGGAUAAUGUGAAUGGCCGUCUGCUUUGUUGAGGGUUGAUGUUUUUGCAAUAAGAAACGAUGGCACGUUUAGUAGUAAAAAUGUGUCUUUGCGCACUUUUCUUUGGACUUUUGCUGUUCACGCUUCCAUCUGCAAGAGCCGAGGAUGAUGUGGAGGAGGAGAGAUCAUGUCAGGGCGCCUUUGACUUGUAUUUUGUCCUUGACAAGUCAGGAAGUGUCAAACACCACUGGCAUGAAAUCUACACUUUUGUCGAACAUUUGGCUGAGAAGUUCACCAGCCCUAUGCUGCGGAUGUCCUUCAUCGUGUUCUCAACCAGAGGAAACACAAUCAUGAGACUCACUGAAAACAGGGAGACCAUAAGAAAAGGCCUGAAUGCUCUGAGACGAGAGAUCCCAGGUGGAGAUACAUUUAUGCAUCUUGGUCUAGAAAAGGCAAAUGAACAAAUACACCAGGAAAACUUUGGAACUGCAAGUGUCAUAAUUGCAUUGACGGACGGUGAGCUUCAAGAACAUCAGCUGACAGCAGCUCAACAAGAGGCGGCACGAGCUCGGGCAUUGGGUGCAAUCGUGUAUUGUGUUGGAGUUAAGGACUUUAAUGAAACGCAGCUGGCUACCAUAGCGGACACCAGUAAGCACGUGUUUCCCGUCUUGGGAGGAUUCCAGGCGCUGAGAGGAAUGAUUGACUCGAUCAUCAAAAAAUCUUGCAUCGAGAUAUUGGCAGCAGAGCCAUCCAGUGUUUGUGCAGGAGAGUCAUUUCAAGUGGUGGUGAGAGGGAAUGGAUUUCGACAUGCCAGAAACAUAGACCAGGUCCUGUGCAGCUUCAAAAUCAACGACACAGUCACGCUCAACGAGAAGCCUGCGAGCGUUGAGGACACGUUCCUGCUGUGCCCCGCGCCUGUUAUAGAUGAAGUUGGAAAGGUGGUGUACCUGCAAGUCAGCAUGAACGAGGGUCUGUCGUUUAUCACCAGCUCCGUUCACAUAACCACAACCGAGUGUUUUGACGGCACCAUCCUCCUGAUCACCCUGCUGGUGUUGUUUCUGCUAUUGGCUCUGUUGUUCAUGUGGUGGUUCUGGCCGCUUUGCUGCACCGUAGUGAUCAAGGAACCUCCACCUCCUCCACCUCCAGAGACAGAGUCAGAUGAUGAGGAUGGGAUGCCAAAGAAGAAAUGGCCCACAGUGGAUGCAUCGUAUUACGGCGGUCGGGGAGUUGGAGGAAUUAAACGAAUGGAGGUUCGCUGGGGAGGGAAGGGCUCUACUGAAGAGGGAGCAAAGCUGGAAAAACCCAAAAACGCUGUCAUAAAGAUGCCCGAGCAGGAGUUCGAACCCUUUGAACCCAAGCCCAAAAAAACAAACAGGAAGCCAGUUCAAGACAGGAAGUGGUAUUCUCCCAUUAGGGGUAAAAUCGAUGCGAUCCUGGCUCUUUUCCGACGUGGAUAUGAUCAAGUUUCACUUAUGAGGCCACAACCAGGAGAUCAUGGUCGAUGUAUCAACUUUACACGAGUCAAAGAGGAGGCGGCAGCAGCGGCGGCAGCAGCCAAAGCUCCUCCACGAGCUCAAAGCCCACCUCCACCUCCACCAGACUACCAGGCCGUUCCCAGCCCCAUCACCUCCCCUCCAAACAGCCCGCCUCCGAGAGGNCCGCCACUGCCCCAGCCUCCGCCGGGACCCCCGCCCGCCCGCGUCCCGCCAGGACCACCCUGUCCCCCUCCGUUACGCGCCCCGCCGAGCCUCGCCGGCAGACCAUAAGAAAAAGAUCCAGCCUCCACAUCCAGUGCAAUUCAUCCGGACAGCCAAACUAAAUGCUCCUCUCACCAAAAAAUGCACGCGGUGUUUAUCGGUCAGAUUCGAUUAGGAUGUGGUGUGUAGUUUGUUGCUGGACAGCAAAAAAAAAAGUAAGAAAUAACUGUUGUGACAAAAAUUCAACUACUGAGUUUUCCAUACGCAGAUUAAGAGAGACCGUUUUCAGCUUUGUGCUCUUUUUUUAUUGAGGCUGGACA
This is a messenger RNA of Sinocyclocheilus anshuiensis, 2441 nucleotides long. It is a transcript of the gene antxr1c, whose product is annotated as ANTXR cell adhesion molecule 1c. Gene Ontology annotation, cellular component: plasma membrane; cell surface. Bases 505 to 2190 code for a protein of 561 amino acids. Gene Ontology annotation, molecular function: transmembrane signaling receptor activity. Lineage: Eukaryota; Metazoa; Chordata; Actinopteri; Cypriniformes; Cyprinidae. The transcript is spliced from 19 exons. The record is from RefSeq and is a predicted model, not a curated record.